UGGAGGUUGGAGCAGCUCCCACCCAGUCAGUACCUAGCAGAGCUGCGGGUGCCUUCACAGAACAUCUCCGGAUCGCUUUCUGAGGCUGACCGACGCUCUAUCAAGACAGGCUGUCCCACGUGCAGACCCGUCACUCAGCCACUCGGUUGAACUGGUCCUCCCACAGAAGUGACCCUGUGGCCUUGACCUAAGUCACUUGGUGACCCCGCAGCCUCUUUCUAUGACUCCAUCUGAAUUUGGCUGGCUGUGGGGACAAGCCUCAAGGGACUGCCUGGGUCUCCGUGGGCAGCAGUCAGCCCUCUGGCUAUGAUGUCAAUCGCCCGGAACUGAAGGGACAGGCUGCAGCCUCAGGGUCGGCAUACAGGACCUGAUGGACAACAAAGCCAUGUACCUGCACACCGUGAGCGACCGUGACAACGGCUCCAUCUUUGAGGAGCCCUUCGAUGGCAGGAGCCUGUCCAAGCUGAACCUCUGUGAGGACGGUCCGUGUCACAAACGGCGGGCAGGUGGCUGCUGUACACAGCUGGGUUCCCUGUCAGCGCUGAAGCAUGCGGUUUUGGGGCUCUAUCUUCUGGUCUUCCUGAUUCUUGUGGGUAUCUUCAUCUUAGCAGUGUCCCGGCCUCGGAGCUCCCCAGAUGACUUGAAGGCGCUGACUCGGAAUGUCAACCGGCUGAAUGAGAGCUUCCGGGACAUGCAGCUGCGCCUGCUGCAGGCUCCGCUGCAGGCGGACUUGACAGAACAGGUGUGGAAGGUUCAGGAUGCGCUGCAGAACCAGACGGACUCACUGUUGGCCCUGGCAGGCUUGGUGCAGAGGCUGGAGGGCGCACUGUGGGGGCUGCACGCGCAGGCGGCGCAGACCGAGCAGGCCGUGGCCCUGCUCCGUGACCGAACGGGACAGCAAAGUGACUCCGCGCAGCUGGAACUCUACCAGCUGCAGGUGGAAAGCAACCGGAGCCAGCUGCUGCUGCAGCGCCACGCGGGCCUGCUGGACGGGCUGGCGCGCAGGGUGGGCAUCCUGGGUGAGGAGCUGGCUGACGUGGGUGGAGCACUGCGUGGCCUCAACCACAGCCUGUCCUACGACGUGGCCCUGCACAGCACUCGGCUGCAGGACCUGCAGGUGCUCGUGAGCAAUGCCAGCGCCGACACACGCCUCAUGAGGCUGGUGCACAUGGACAUGGAGAUGCAGCUCAAGCAGGAGCUGGCCACGCUCAGCGUGGUGACCGAGGACCUGCGUCUCAAGGACUGGGAACACUCCAUCGCCUUGAGGAACAUCACCCUCGCCAAAGGGCCACCGGGACCCAAAGGUGACCAAGGGAAUGAAGGAAAAGAGGGAAAGCCGGGCACUCCUGGGCUCCCUGGGCUUCGAGGUCUGCCAGGAGAAAGAGGUGCCCCAGGACUGCCUGGUCUCAAGGGUGAUGAUGGGAAGCUAGGGGCCACGGGUCCCAUGGGCAUGCGUGGAUUCAAAGGUGAGAGAGGCCCAAAAGGAGAGAAAGGAGAGAGAGGAGAGAGAUCUGGCCUUCGUGACAUCAAUCAUCCCCUUAAAUACCUGGAGAUUUGGCCCGGGGGCGGAAAACAAGAUCCAUAUGUACAACUCAAGGAAGUCAGGGAUUUGUUUUAGCUUGGUAAAUGGUCUGUUUGCAAGAUAAAUAUGUGUGUGUGUGUGUGUGUGUGUGUGUGUGUGUGUGUUAUUUACUCAUUCAUUCAUUCAGGCUAGUUAUUCACCGAUUCAUUCAUUCAUUCAUUCAUUCUCCUUCUCCUUCUGGUGUCUAGUAAUGGCUUGAUAAAAGCAGUGUGGGAAUGAAAAAGGAUACACACACACACACACCCAAAGCUCACAUCUGGUAACUGCAAACAUAAAGGGCUACACAUUUUGCCUAGAAAAAUCGGCUUGAAUCAAAAACUGAAGCAAAUGCAAAGUGCUGGAGAGAAAUUUCCAUCUUGCAGGGGGAGAAAGACUUGUUAACAGUGACAGGUGCCCUUGGGAAGAGCUGUGGUAGAAGUGGGGUCAAGGUCAGAGAGGAGUUAUGACCCAAACUCUGAAGAAAGAGUUGGGGUCCAGUAGGCACUUGUGGAGAGUGAUGGCAUCCAGAUGCAGGGAGCUGGGCAUGGAUCCGAUACUCCUGUAGGUGGGUUAAGUAAGUCUAAGGCAUUAGAAACAAAAUCCAAGCUCAGGGGACAGGUGAGAACACCCCCCCCCCAAGAACCUUGCAGUGGUAGGGAGGUUGGCCUCGAUCCUCUUCUCUCUGACCUUGGGAAGCCGCCAGCAGAAGUGGGCACUGUGUGGUGGCUGGGGGAACCAACCAGAAGCUGUCAUCCCUGAAGGCCCUUCUCCUUCGCCAGCCCUGAGGCAUGCCCUUCCUCCCCUGGGGACAGUCCCCUCUGUGGGUACAGGUUGCUCCUCUGCUCUAGCUCCUGCUUGGGUCUGUGGGGUCCCUGUCUUUAGCAAGGCCUUUUUCAGCAACAUCAACCAAAACAAAGACAAGAUCCAAACUCUACAAAACUGUAUAAACAGUCUGAACCAUAGGGUGGCUUGGAGAAAAACACUUGUUUCUUCAGAGCUCGUUCACAUGCUGUAACCUCAAGCUGGCUUUGCCCAUACCACAGUUUCCUGGCACUAGCCAGGUGUCCUACUUUAUCUGCUCAGUGUCACAGGGACCCCACUUUAGAUCCAGUAGCUGUAACUCGUACUUCCAGUGGCCUCCCUGAGUUCCAGCACCUCCUCCUGUUUCCUCCCUUAAAGAGGAUAUUCUCACCGUCCCUGGCCAGCUGAAGAGAGACAAGAAAGGGCUCCUGAGCCCAAGCAAGGAAAAAAAACUGCUACUGCCAACGCUUAAAGAAGUGAGGUCCCUCUUGGGAACACAGCGGUGAUGAGACCAUUAACAGAGUGCUAAUAUCUGUAUUCUAAACACAUCUAAGUAGAUGCAGGAGUCAAGGGCCAGGGCCUGAGAAGGGCAGCUAUUAGCAAACAAUAAACAAAUGAAGGCUUGGCAUGUGUACUGAGCAAGGGUUAGCAGCCAGGGGCACAUUUGGAAUUUGGGAGGGCUGGCUGCUUUGAACUGCUGUUCUCGUGGGUUAUUCAUGCCUGGUGGUCAAGCCAGCCAGCUUACUGAUCUGGGUCCAACACUCUGUUAGCUCUCCCCCAUGGCUCCGAGCUACUCAGUCUUUCGGCUCAGGGCCUGGAGGCAGCUUUCUCAGGACUCAGAGGCCUACUCUCUGGGAUUUGCCCUGCAAGAAGACACUUAGUAACACAAACCUCAGACAGAAGGUGAGCAAACAAUACCUUGACAGUGCUGGAGAGGUAGCUCAUCACUUAAGCAAGCUUGCUGCUCUCCCAGAGGUCCCAAGUUCGACUCCCAGCCUCCACCAGGGGCAGCUCACAGUGCCCAUAACUGCAGCUCCAGCAGAUCCAAUAUCCUCUUCUGGCCCACACACACAUUAAAAAUAAAUAUAGAUAAACUAAAACUUUAAAAUAAAGAAAAGAGUCAUGAACCCACCAAAGGACUGAAGAUGGGAUCAUUGAUGUGGGUUUUGUGCAAAUAAGGUUUAGGCUGAAGCAAAGUUGAGUUGGACAUGAAAACUUAGGAGUGACCUGACUAGUUGUUUAGGGAAGCAUUUCAAACAAACUCCAGAGGGAUUCCCAGUCCCCAGGACCCUGGGCCCUCUCUCCUUGUGAGGCUGGGUGGCAGAGGAAGAUGAGAGCCUUGGAGAUGACACUUAGAAGACUGAGAGCUGCCAUGGCUUGAUGUUCUCACUCCACGACCCCUCCCAUCCUUGGAUGUGGAAGACGCCUUGGAAGGUACUUGGGAUCAGCUUCAGAAGGCCUUGCCUGGCCGCCAUGGGUCUUUUCUUCAAGAGAUGCUAAUGAGAUUUACCUAGAAAAGAGAGAAGAGCUUGAGGGAAGUCUUGUGGGUGCAGUGAAGGCAAGGCUUCACAUUUGCUCCUUUGCUGACCCAGCCUGGGAGGGUCACUUGCUACCACACCUCAGCCCCACCAUGAUCCUCCCACUGAAUUCUCAGUGUGCCGUCGCUCCCUGGAACAGAGGCAGACACCCCUGAGAGGACGUGUCCUCACCCAGGGCCACAGUCUUAGCACCAAGCUUGGGUCUCCAGGUGAGGAUUUACAGUGCAGCUGUGGGAUGCUUAGUCCUGGACUUGGAAGGGCUCAUCCUAGGAAUCAGGAUGUGGAAGGAGAAAGAACCUCCCCAGGAGUGGCCACUGGGGCUGAAGGGAUGGGGAAAUAGGGGGAACUGUGGAGAUUAAGCAAUAGAUCUGUAAAGCCUUUGCCAGAGAGGUCUUUCAAAUGUCAGCAUCUCUCCCUGGAGGGCUUCGGUAGGGAAGGCUCAAGGCCUGCUGACAUGAUCAAUCAGCACUCCUGAUUGUCUCCUGGCUCUCCCAGCUUCCUUUCUAGCCCAAGAAAGAAAGAAAGAAAGAAAGAAAGAAAGAAAGAAAGAAAGAAAGAAAGAAAGAAAGAAAGAAAGAAAGAAAGAAAGAAAGAAGAGGUUUAAAGAGGUUUAUUGGCUCUCACCUCUUGGCAUCUUUUGAAAGACAGAAAACAAUGUGAGAGAGAAGAGCCUCAGCUAUCCAUAUGCCCAGUAGAUGCCUACAAGUAUAGUUGUGAGAAGCUUUGGGCUUUGACCCUUUCCCGCUGCCAGCGUGUGAGCUCCUAGCUCCAAGCUUUCUUCAUCUAUUAUUUGACAGACACAUCUUCUUUAAGAUGUAGUUUUACUAUUUUUAAUUAUGUGUAUGUGUGCCUGUUGGUAUGUGCACAUGAUGGAGAUGGAGGCAUCAGCCACCAAAGCUGGAGUUACAGGUGGUUGUGAGCCAACUCAUGUGGGUGCUGGGAACCAAACUCAUCUCCUCUGCAGGAGCGGGAUGCACUCUUAACCAGUGAACCAUCUCUGUGGCCCCAAGAUGAAUCUUUCUAAAAUAAGAUUUAUUAUAUUUAUUUAUCUAUUUAUUGUGUGGAUGUGUGGAGGUCAGAAGACAACUUGCAAGAGUCUGUUCUCUUCUUCUACCACGUAGGCCCCAAGGAAUCAAACUCAGGUGAUCAAGCUUGGCGGCACCUUAACCCGCAGAGCCGUGGUGCUAGCCCCUAGACACAUCUUUAUUGACAAGUACUAGGAACCAGGCAUCCAGGAAUAGCAGCAUCAGAGAGCCACACACGUGGUUUCCAAAGACUAUGUGACCGAGCUGGAGAAAGGAAGAUGUGAGUCAGCAGUUUAAAGGACUAACACUAGGGACUGGGGUAGGGGUGGCUCUGUUGUGCUUGUCACAUGGGCAGGAUGACCUGAGUUCAGAUCCCCAGAACUCACAUUAAACAAAACAAAACAAAACAAAAA
Messenger RNA from Meriones unguiculatus (Mongolian gerbil), 5338 nucleotides. RefSeq names its product scavenger receptor class A member 5 (gene Scara5). Bases 371 to 1618 code for a protein of 415 amino acids. Gene Ontology annotation, molecular function: ferritin receptor activity. The transcript has 8 exons. Gene Ontology annotation, biological process: iron ion transmembrane transport. Lineage: Eukaryota; Metazoa; Chordata; Mammalia; Rodentia; Muridae. Gene Ontology annotation, cellular component: plasma membrane. The record is from RefSeq and is a predicted model, not a curated record.